Molecule: messenger RNA, 942 nt
Organism: Medicago truncatula (barrel medic)
Lineage: Eukaryota; Viridiplantae; Streptophyta; Magnoliopsida; Fabales; Fabaceae
Product: WUSCHEL-related homeobox 11
Exons: 3
Coding region: 39-941 (300 amino acids)
Biological process (GO): adventitious root development
Molecular function (GO): DNA-binding transcription factor activity; DNA binding
Source: RefSeq, a predicted model, not a curated record
AAACAUUUUUUUUCUUAUUUUCUUUCUUCCACAUUGGAAUGGAAGAUCAACAACAAAACCAACAUGUUCAGUCUCAAAGUUCCAAUACUAAUAAUCCAAACAACACUGAAAAGAGUGAAACUGUGAGAUCAAGAUGGACACCAAAACCUGAACAAAUCCUUAUACUUGAAUCCAUUUUCAAUAGUGGAAUGGUCAAUCCACCAAAAGAUGAAACCGUUAGAAUAAGAAAACUUCUUGAGAAAUUUGGAGCUGUUGGUGAUGCCAAUGUUUUUUAUUGGUUUCAGAAUCGCCGCUCUCGCUCUCGACGCCGUCAGAGGCAGAUGCAGGCCGCCGCCCAACUAGGCGGUGGCAGUACAAAUGCAAAUCCAUACCACCAAUACCAGUGCAGUACCAACAGUACCUCUUUGUCUCUUGGUACUGCACUUGGUUUUGGUGGUUCCUCAACUUUCACUAUGAAUUCUUCUUCUUGUUCAACUUAUAAUAAUAACUUUUCGGGUUCGUCUUCAUCAUGUGCUGGUGGGGUUGGUGCUGGUGCUGGUGUUGGGGUUGGUCUUGGUCUUGGUGCUGGUGCUGGUGGAGAAGAAGGGUUUGGUGGUUUGUACUUAGGCUCUACUCAAAUCAAUUUGCCUCAAAUGGAGAAUACUUCAGCUGCUUCAUCAAUUAUGCAGCCUUCUGAUCAUGCUUCAAAUUUCAACUAUUACCCAGGGGGAAUAGGAUAUGGGGGGAGUAAUGUUUCAGGUGUGAUCACAGUGUUUAUCAAUGGAGUUCCAACAGAAAUGCCAAGGGGUACUGCAAUUGACAUGAAAACAAUGUUUGGUGAAGAUGUAAUAUUGGUUCAUUCCUCUGGAGUCUCAGUUCCAACCAAUGAGUUUGGUUUCUUGAUGCAGAACUUGCAGCAUGGUGAAAGCUACUAUCUGGUGUCAAAGCAAGCACAAGCAUGAU